UUUCUUUUUUUUUUUUAAGGGAGAGAGAGAAGAGAGAGAGAGAGGCCAGAAGGGAAAUAAAGUGACACUCUUUUCCCCAAUUCAAAGAAGAAAUAUUUAUGGGAUUUUUCAAAUUUUUGAAUUAUUUUGGAGAGGGUAGAAGAAGAGAUCAUAGGAUGAAGGCAUUCCAUUUAAUUCAAACAGCUUAUUACAGCCUUUUUCUUGUAGGAUUUUGAAGCUUGGAGAGACAACUAGCUAGUUAAUAAGGAGGUAAUAACAUGUUUUAAAAGUUUGUCGAAAUCGAAUUUUCGGCAUUGCAUUCGACGAAGUUCUUGAUCUCUUUCGAUUCUCCGGGCGACGAUGAACAAGUAUGCUUGCUCUUGUUCUUUCAUUCUUUGUCCAUUUUAAUUUCUAUCGAAGUUUAAGACACUUUCUCUUUCGGGUUUCACACGGAUGCCUUCGAUUCGAUGAGUUUUCGACACAAGAAUACAUUUUUAAAAUUUCUAAGUGUGUAGUUUUCAUUCAUAUCGAAAAAAUAAUGGGCAAGAAGGGAGGCAGCUGGUUCUCAGCAAUCAAAAGAGUCUUUACAAAGGACAGGGAAUCGAACGGAUCAUCAGAUGACAAAUUUUACAGCAGCAAAGAAAGAAAGAAAGGCAAAGGAAUUCUCAGCCAUGGAGAGGCCAGAUCAUUCAUUCCUCUGUUCCGAGAGCCGAGCAGCGUCGAAAAAAUAUUAGGCGAAGCCGAUCAUCUCCUAAUCAAGCCUCCGACGACGACAUAUUUUCAUCAAUCGAAGAAUGCGAAUUUCCUCAAAGCUGAUAAAGUUUCUUCUUCGAGGAUCGAUUCUUUUCCGUCGAUUUCUGCUCCGCGAGGCGGAACUUCGUCAUGGCUGAAUAAGGUAACUCAAAGACAGAGGGAAGCUAACCAUUUGCAGAUGUUUGAUCCAAUUGUGAGAAAUAGGAAAGCUUUGGCAGCCAUUAAAAUCCAAGCUGCAUUGAGAGGUUACCUGGCGAGGAGGAACUUCCGAGCUUUGAGAGGCUUGGUGAGGCUUCAAGGAGUCGUGAGAAGCGAGAACGUAAAGCAACAGACGAUGAACGCGAUGAAGCAAAUGCAGCUUUUGGUGAGGAUUCAAACGCAGAUUCGAUCGCGACGGAUGAGCGCAAUCGAAAGCCAGACGCUCUAUCGAUGUAAUGAUACUGUCGAGUCGGAGGCCACGAGUGCGCGCAACGGCGAAUGGGACGAUAGCAUGCUAACGAAACAAGAAAUCGAAGCGAGGCGACGGAAGAAAGUCGAGGGGGUCGCGAAGAGGGAAAGAGCCAUGGCCUAUCAAUACUCUCACAAACUAUGGAGAACAAAUGCGAUAUCUGGCGUAAAUCCUCUCGACGACGACGUUCGAUCCAACGGGUUCCCGUGGUGGUGGAGCUGGUCCGAGCCACGGCCGCCUCCAACGAGCACCUCUCAGGCGAAGAUCGCUGCGUCGACAACCUCUCCAAUGCUAAUUCCACACAACAGACCAAAAUCUCAACCGAACAAUCGCGGCAAUCGCGACUCAACCGUGUCACCGUCGCCAAUGUCGACAACCAUCGUAGACGGAGGCAAACAAUAUCGGACGCCUCCGCCGGACGACACCCCGAUGAGAGACGACGACAGCCUCACGAGCUGCCCGGCAUUUUCGGUGCCGAACUAUAUGAGCCCGACGGUCUCGGCGAAGGCGAAGGCGAAGUCGCGAGCAACGAGCAAUCCGAAGGAGAGGCUUCCGGUUGGGACUCCGCUUAACGAUUCGAAGAGGAGGUUUUCGUUGCCGUUGGUUUCGAACAUUGGCUCGAUCAAGUGGACUAGUAAAGCGCCGUUGAAAAAAGGCGGCGCGGAAGCUUCGUCGGAGAUGAAAGCGGCGGCGGCGACGGCAGCGAAACAUCGGCGUUCGAUCGGAGAUUUCAGCGUGGAUUCGGCGAUCUCCAUGCCUGCUGCAGUUGGGAGAAAGCCCUUCAACAGAUUUGUUUGAGUUCAUAUGCAGCUGUGUUUAUUGAUGAUCAAUCUUUAUUUUUCAAUUUUUUUUUUAUUUUUUUAUUUUUUUUAAGGGUGUUUUGAUUUUAAAUUUGCAUGAUUUUUACAUGCUUUGCGUGAUGUUUUUGAUUGCUGAAAUAAUGACCAAACUAUUAUAGAAUACAAAUAA
This is a messenger RNA of Andrographis paniculata, 2149 nucleotides long. RefSeq names its product protein IQ-DOMAIN 14-like. The record is from RefSeq and is a predicted model, not a curated record. The transcript is spliced from 4 exons. Gene Ontology annotation, molecular function: protein binding. The coding region runs from base 350 to 1978 and encodes 542 amino acids. Lineage: Eukaryota; Viridiplantae; Streptophyta; Magnoliopsida; Lamiales; Acanthaceae.